Bubalus bubalis (water buffalo) is the source of this 1636-nucleotide messenger RNA. It is a transcript of the gene CPSF4, whose product is annotated as cleavage and polyadenylation specific factor 4. Gene Ontology annotation, molecular function: zinc ion binding; RNA binding. Gene Ontology annotation, cellular component: mRNA cleavage and polyadenylation specificity factor complex. The record is from RefSeq and is a predicted model, not a curated record. NCBI's taxonomy places the organism in Eukaryota, Metazoa, Chordata, Mammalia, Artiodactyla, Bovidae. The transcript is spliced from 7 exons. Bases 135 to 1238 code for a protein of 367 amino acids.
GCGGCGGCAGCGGCUGCGAGGCGAGGCGAGGCUGCGGGGCGCCGUGUGCGGCUGAGCCGGCGGCGGGUAGAGGUGUGAGGGCGGCCGGGGACCUGAGCGGGAGCCGGGCCGGUGUGGCCGCCGCCGCCACCACCAUGCAGGAAAUCAUCGCCAGCGUGGACCACAUCAAGUUUGACUUGGAGAUCGCCGUGGAGCAGCAGCUCGGGGCGCAGCCGCUGCCAUUCCCCGGCAUGGACAAGUCAGGGGCUGCUGUCUGCGAAUUCUUUUUGAAAGCUGCCUGUGGCAAAGGGGGCAUGUGCCCGUUCCGCCACAUCAGUGGUGAGAAGACGGUGGUGUGCAAACACUGGCUGCGGGGGCUGUGCAAGAAGGGGGACCAGUGCGAGUUCCUGCACGAGUACGACAUGACCAAGAUGCCCGAGUGCUACUUCUACUCCAAGUUCGGGGAGUGCAGCAACAAGGAGUGCCCCUUCCUGCACAUCGACCCCGAGUCCAAGAUCAAGGACUGCCCAUGGUACGACCGCGGCUUCUGCAAGCACGCCCUCGAUUUGAACUGCCGAUGGGAACCACCGAGCAGCCCCCACUGCCGCAGCAGACGCAGCCACCCACGAAGCAGAGAACUCCGCAGGUCAUCGGGGUCAUGCAGAGUCAAAAUAGCAGCGCGGGCAGCCGAGGACCCCGGCCGCUGGAGCAGGUCACAUGCUACAAGUGUGGUGAAAAAGGACACUAUGCCAACAGAUGUACCAAAGGGCACUUGGCCUUUCUCAGCGGACAGUGACAGCAGCUGGACCAGCUCAGAGCAGCCUGGGGGCCCCGUGCUGGGGGCCGCUCUGGGCCAUUCCUGGGAGUGUGUGCAACUGUUUCAUGCCAGCAUUGGUGCAGCUCUGGCUGGAGCCCGCAGGCAGGCGCGCUGGGUUUUAUUCUUACGGGCUACGUCUUGUCAGCAUCCCUAUCGUUUUGCUGUAAUCUCUUUUUUAAAAGGGGGACACGUGUUCCAGUCUGGCCCCUCGGGUUGGCAUCCUGUUUGUCAGGCUGCCACAGCCUCCUGUCUGGGGCCCUGCACACCACCCUCAGGAGGAAGCGGUGGGAAAGGGCUUGUGCUACAGCAGUUGUGUGGAGGGCAGCCCUUCCCCUUGGGCCUCCUUCAACACUGGGGGCUGGUGGCGCUUGAAGCUGCAGCUGGGUCACGCCUGCUUCCUCCCUGUCCUGCAUCAGAGGCUGUAUCUGUUGGUGGGAUUUGAACAAGGCGGCCCUUCAGGGCAAGCUCAAGUGUGCUUGCCGCCUCAGCCGGGUCCUGCUCCCUGGCGGCCGUGGCUGAGGAAAGGUGCAGGGCCAAGGCUGUCACGUGUGACGGCCUUUUCCUCUGGGCGUAUCUUCACGGGGCCCCUGCUGACGGUGUUUAAGCUGUACCUUAAGCUGGAGCUGCCGCCAGCCUCUCCACAGACACGCAGUUCACCUGUGCACCUACCUCCCACGCCAUCAAGCAUCUGUACUGUCACACACCUGGGGCCCAGAGGAGAGGCCCGUCUCUGAGCCUGGAAAUGUGAAGCUGGCACCUGCAACCUGCGGGGCAAAUGGGCCUAUUCGAGUUUAAUUACAGGAACCACUUUUAUGAAGUUGAUUAAAGCUUGUUUUGUAA